Salarias fasciatus (jewelled blenny) is the source of this 2905-nucleotide messenger RNA. It is a transcript of the gene adam28, whose product is annotated as ADAM metallopeptidase domain 28. Gene Ontology annotation, biological process: proteolysis. The transcript is spliced from 22 exons. Gene Ontology annotation, cellular component: plasma membrane. The coding region runs from base 296 to 2581 and encodes 761 amino acids. Gene Ontology annotation, molecular function: metalloendopeptidase activity. The record is from RefSeq and is a predicted model, not a curated record. Lineage: Eukaryota; Metazoa; Chordata; Actinopteri; Blenniiformes; Blenniidae.
UUCUGCAUCUUCUGUGUGUCUGCUUCACUUCUCCUUCUUCUGAAGAGGACAGUCACAGGCGGUGAGCGAGACUCGGCACCGGUUUUCUUCCUGCAUUCCUGAAGAGCAGCAGGGGCGAGUUCAGGCCGGCCGGGGAGCAGGAGCAUGGUGCAGGCCUCCGCUGAAUGAGGAAGUAGGUGUGACAGGUCCAGGAGGCCGGGCGAAGGUGUGGCCUCGGCAGAUCAGCAGCACAGCGUGCAGGUCGGCUGCAUAAAGACCGAUCACAGCAGCUCACCCGACUGUCUGCACCCGGACAAUGACGCCAACACUCCUGCUGUGGCUCCUCAUCCUCAAUGCCUCGCUCAAGUGCUCAGGGAGCCACGGGCCUCGGUUCGAAGAGGACCAGGACUACGAGGUGGUUCGACCUGUCAGACUCCACACGGUCAGAAAGCGACAUGCGGAGCCCGCCAGAGCAGAGACCCUGAGGUACGCUCUGACCGUGGGAGGAAGAGACAUUGAAAUGCUUCUGGAAAAGAACAAUGAACUCCUCACCAGAGAUUACACUGAGACUUACUACCAAGACGACGGGACUCAAGUCACCACGGCGCCAAACGACAUUGAUCACUGUUAUUACCACGGGAGGAUCGUCGACGACAGCGACUCGUCCGUCAGUAUCAGCACCUGCGAUGGACUCAGGGGUUACUUCAGGACGGCGGCCCAGCGGUACCUCAUCGAGCCGCUGUCCGGCGACGACCAGGGUGAGCACGCCGUGUCCACCGUCACGGAGAAGAGCUUCACGCCCGCCGUGUGCGGCGUCACCAACACCAGCUGGAGCGACGACUUCGAGCCGCCCACGAGCCGCAGCCGCUCCAGAUCGGCGGGAGUCUCUAUCCUCCAGCAGCAGAAGUACAUCGAGCUCUUCCUCGUGGCCGAUCACCGAGAGUACGUGAAGAUGAACAGAGAUAUGACAGAGCUGAGAAAGAGGAUAUUUGAUAUCGUCAACUUUGUGAACAUGGCGUACAAACCUCUGAGGACCUUCAUCGCUCUGGUGGGUCUGGAGGUCUGGUCCAGCGGGGACCAGAUCUCGGUGACGCCUCCCGCCGGGGCCAACCUCAACGCCUUCAUGACGUGGAGGAACGACGUGCUGAUGAAGAGGAAGAAACACGACAACGCUCAUCUCAUCAGUGCCAUCGACUUCGAGGGAGCCACGGUGGGGCUGGCCUACAUCGGGACUCUGUGCUCGGGUCACUCGGUCGGGGUCGUGCAGGAUCACAAUGACAAAGCCAUCGCCGUGGGAGCGACCCUGGCCCACGAGAUGGGCCACAACCUGGGCAUGGACCACGACGACUCCAGCGCCUGCGCCUGCUCCGGGGACAGCUGCAUCAUGGCCGCCGCCCUCAGCUGGAAAAUCCCGCGGACGUUCAGCAGCUGCAGCAGCAGCAGCUUUGAGCGGUACCUGGUGAAGCGCAGCCCCGGCUGCCUGCUGGACAAACCCGACUACCGGGCGGUGGUGGCGCCGGCCGUCUGCGGAAACGGCUUCAGGGAGGCGACGGAGGAGUGCGACUGCGGCACGGUGGAGGAAUGCAUGAACCCCUGCUGUAACGCCACCAGCUGCACCCUGAAGCAGGGCUCUCAGUGUGCUGAGGGAGACUGCUGCCUCAACUGUCAGAUCGCGCCUCGCUCCCAAGAGUGUCGCAGCAAGCAGGACGACUGCGACCUGGCGGAGUACUGCGACGGCACGAGCAACGUCUGCCCCGAGGACGUGUUCGCCGUCAACGGCCUCCCGUGCGACAAGGGCCUGGGCUACUGCUACAACGGCCAGUGUCCGCAGAGGGCGCGCCAGUGCGUGAAGAUGUACGGACCGAAUGCGGAGGAGGCGCGUCAGGGCUGCUACGACCAGAACACCAGAGGGGUUUACUACGGCUUCUGCAGACGACCCGCCAAAGACCGCUACCUGCCCUGCCAGCAGGAGGAUAAGUUCUGUGGGAAGCUCUUCUGCCACGGCGGAAGCACAAACCCCAACUACGGCCGCAUGGUCCAAGUCGGCAACUGCAAGGCGGCGUUCUUCGGCGACCACACCAAAGACUUCGGGCAGGUGGAGCCCGGGACCAAGUGUGGAGACGGAAAGGUGUGCAGCCAGAACGAGUGUGUGGACCUGGAGACGGCGUACAGGAACGUGAACUGCUCGUCCCGAUGCCCCGGCCACGCCGUGUGUAACCACAGAAGUGAGUGUCAGUGUGAGCCCGGCUGGGUCCAACCGUCAUGUGAUUCGAAGGAGGCGGCGUUCAGCGGUCUCUCUCCGGGCGCUAAGGCCGGCAUCGCACUGGCCGUUCUUCUCCUGGUCUGCGGCCUCGCCGCCGCCAUCUUCGGAUUCAUCUGGAAGAAAAGACAAAGUCCUGUCCUGCCAACGUCUCACAGGAAGCCCCCCGCGGUGCAGCGAGCGGCUCCCAGCCAGCCGCCGCCGCUCAGACAGGGCGUGAAGCCGAAGCCCAAAGGAGCUCCGCCUCCUCCGCCUCCCGCUGGGAACAAAGCCAAGCCUGCAGGGCUGAACUACAUGGCUGCACGGCAGGCUCUAAGACCCGUCCCCCCUCCGAAGGUCUGAAGGGGGCCCGCCGGAGACUCACCUGCUGGUCCGUGUCCUCUGCACGGCGUCCUCCCGGCUGUUCCCGACGCCGUCAGCCAGAAUUUUUACACACAAAGCACUUUGAAUCCGACGGCGCCGGAGCGAGAGCGGGAAGCGGCUCCGCUCCUCAACGUGAGCCACACCUCGGGUUCCUCAACUGAACUGAACCGUCGACGCUUUUUAACCCUCCACGCUUAAACAUUUCAGCCUCUGCAGACGCUCAGAAGAAACAAAGCACGGCCGCAUUUACGAUUCAAUCUCAAGCUUUGCUUGAAAAAUUCAUUUUUAGUGACAGAAAAUGAG